Enterobius vermicularis (human pinworm) is the source of this 1052-nucleotide messenger RNA. The record is from the annotation of a GenBank genome assembly. NCBI's taxonomy places the organism in Eukaryota, Metazoa, Nematoda, Chromadorea, Rhabditida, Oxyuridae.
AUGGUAACACAGAAUGAUACAACAGCAAUCAAAGUUGCACGACAGUGUUUUUCAAUGCUCGUUAGAAUUGUGGAUGAAUUAUGUUGCUUGGAGUUGGGCAAAGAACUGAUAUCUGCUGUUAAUAAAUUUACAUAUUUUUUAAUUCAAAACGAAAGUUUUCCGUACGCUAAAUUACUCAGGAAACGAUUAAUGGCACGUUUUGAACAAAAAGCAAAUGUUAAAACACCGUUAAUCUACGAAGCUCAAUCAGGCUUAAAAAACAAGCAAUCAACUCUGUUUGAAUUCCGGUCGAGCGCAAUUGCAAAACAAAUGACGCUGCUUGAUGCAGAUUUGUUCCACAAAAUUGAGCCACCUGAAAUGCUUUGGUGGGCCCAAGAACAGGAUGAACGAAAAAGCCCAAACCUUUGUGCCUUUACCGAACAUUUUAACAAGGUUUCCUAUUGGGUACGAACAAUGGUUAUACGACCAAAAGAGCAGCGGUUACGGGAUAAAUAUCUAUUAAAAUUUAUUAAAAUCAUGAAGCAAUUGCGUAGUAUGGGAAAUUACAAUUCCUACUUAGCGGUAUUGUCUGCCCUUGAAUCGGGUCCGAUACGCCGUUUAGAAUGGCCAAAGAAUUGUGUCGAUAUGUUGAAGGAACAUGCAGCGAUCAUGGACAGCACAUUUUCCUUCAAAAAUUAUCGAAAUCUUCUUGCUGAAAGUCGUCCCCCUUGUCUACCAUAUCUAGGUUUGGUACUACAAGACUUGACAUUUGUACAUAUCGGAAAUCCAGACUAUCUGUCACCGAAACAGUGUCAAGGCAAGAAAAGCUUAUUAAAUUUCGGUAAACGAUGGCAACAAUUUACCAUUCUUGACAGUAUUCGUCGAUUUAAAAUUAUAAGGCCAAAAAUCAUUUAUACAAAUAUUAUAGAUGUGUUUUUUUACAGGAAUUAUUCCAUCGAAAAAGACGACAGAAUUCUUCAACUGUUUGGCGGCUUUAAAGAUUAUUUAUCAGAGGAUGAUAUAUGGGAAUUAUCAGAAACUAUAAAACCUCGCUCAAGAAAGAGCAAGUAAUA